This is a messenger RNA of Protomyces lactucae-debilis, 2910 nucleotides long. RefSeq names its product ATP dependent DNA ligase domain-containing protein. The record is from RefSeq and is a predicted model, not a curated record. The transcript is spliced from 4 exons. Lineage: Eukaryota; Fungi; Ascomycota; Taphrinomycetes; Taphrinales; Protomycetaceae. Gene Ontology annotation, cellular component: DNA ligase IV complex. The coding region runs from base 103 to 2910 and encodes 935 amino acids. Gene Ontology annotation, biological process: DNA recombination; DNA biosynthetic process; nucleotide-excision repair, DNA gap filling. Gene Ontology annotation, molecular function: ATP binding; DNA binding; DNA ligase (ATP) activity.
GUCACUCCUACAUGUGCUACAUGUGCUACAGUGCUACAGCUACGAGACUUGUGCCAGACAGACUGACAGGCUACUGCUGCUUCUAGCUAUUCAUGUCUCGAAAUGCCUGCUAAGGAGGUGGCGGCCCCGCCCAACCGUGGGGAGACGCUGCGCUUCAGUGAGCUGGUCAAUGAGCUACUGCAGCCUGUACAGCAGCUGUCAAAGACACGAGCCAGUACCCUCUUGGCCAAACCUGCAGAACGCAAACGAGAGAAGGUCGAAGGCUUCAUCAAAAAGUGGAAAGCGCGUGUUGGGCCAGAUAUGUUCCCGGCCAUGCGAUUAGUCAUGCCGGAGAAAGAUCGUGAUCGCAUCUACAGAGUCAAGGAGCUGACAUUUGCCAAUCUGCUCAUCAAUGUGCUUGGUAUCAAUAAGAAGUCAGAUGAUGCCCGCUCCCUGACACAUUGGAAGCAUCCAUCAUCUACUGAUGCGCCCGCAGGAGACUUUCCAGGGUGUGCUUACUAUGUGGUGGCUAAGCGAAGCACGCAGAUGAGUGAUUCUACAUUGACAAUUAAGGAUGUCAAUGAUCAGCUGGACCUCCUUGCGGCAGCGCAGAAGGCCGCGGAACAGACGCCAAUUCUCAGGUCCCUCUACGAGAAAAUGUCUGCAUUGGAAUUCAAAUGGCUUGUUUCGAUUGUCUUGAAAGCUAUGAAGAUUGGCAUGUCUGAAAAAGCAAUCUUUCCACUCAUUCACCCUGACGCCAUGCAACUCUAUAACCUCACUUCUUCCCUUUCACGCGUUUGUUGGCAACUUCACGAUUCCAAAUUACGUCUCUCGGAGCGCGAAAGCCUAGUUCGUGUCUUUUCCUGCUUUCAACCGCAACUAGCGGAGUGGAAGAGCUUUUCCUUUGAGCAGAUUGUCAAGCUCAUGGAUGGCGAGCCAUUCUGGAUCGAAGAAAAGCUCGACGGCGAGCGCCUGCAGCUCCAUAUGAAGCAUGGAAAAUUCCGUUACUGGUCACGGGGCGGCAAUGAAUCUACAGAUAUCUACGGCUCCCAGAUCAUCGACGGCAUCGGAGGCGGUGCCAUCACACGCCAUCUUCAAGGCGUCUUUCACCCCAAAAUCAAGUCAAUCGUGCUCGACGGCGAGGUGCUUGCAUGGGAUCCAAUUCGCAUGGCGCCUGUUCCAUUUGGAUCCUUGAAGGGUGUUGCUGCUCGAGAGAGUCGAUCAGAGAAUUCGCCAGACGACCCGUACCCUUGCUUCUGUGUAUUUGAUGUCCUCUCUGUCAAUGAUGAGAGCGUUACACACCAGCCGCUCCGACAACGACGAGCCUACCUGGAGAAGAUCAUCACCCCAAAACCACAUCGUUUCGAAAUUCUCGCCAUUCAAGAGACUGCCAGCGCUGAUGAUAUUGAGACUCGGCUUCGCGAAUGCGUUGCAAAUGCAUCGGAAGGCCUCUUGGUCAAAAAUCCAAGUCGCCCAUACAAGCUCAAUGAUAGAUCUACAUCCUGGAUCAAAGUCAAACCCGAGUACAUGUCCGAAUUCGGUACAAAUCUUGACCUCAUUGUGCUUGGCGCCUAUCAUGGCAGUGGACGUCGUGGCAGCAGGCUCUCUUCAUUUCUCUGCGGCCUACGUUGCGAUCCUCAACAUGGCCAACAGGGGCCUAUUCGAAAGUUUGUCUCCUUUUGCAAAGUUGGCGGAGGUUUUAGCAGUGAUGAUUAUCGUCGUAUUGCCCACUUGACGGACAAAAAGUGGACGCCACUCGACAAAAAGCAUCCUCCAGAUCACAUUGUCUUUCGAAAGACCAACUCUGGCACCAUCCUCGAAGCUCCCGAUGUUUGGAUCAGACCGGAAGAUUCUGUUGUGCUGCAACUCAAGGCCGCCUCAGCGGAGACGACCACGACUUUUGCAACAGCCGUGACUCUGCGAUUCCCAAGAUUUGAGCGGCUUCGCGAUGAUCGGAAUUGGCAAAACUGUGUAUCUGAACGCGAAUUCGCUGAUUUGCGAGACACAGCAGAAGGAGAGAAGAAGGAGAAGGAGAUGCAAAAGCACGUCCGGAAGAAUCGUGCAGUGGCGACCAGGAAAAUUCAACCAAUGCUACUCAAUGCAAACACUGGGCUGGCUGCCGUGAAAGUGCAAGAUCAAGCUUUGGUGGGCAAGACGUUUUUCAUCACAGCCGAUUCUCGGUCCCUCAAGAUCAGCAAGAAGGAACUCGAGAAAAUUGUGGUUAAGCACGGUGGCAAGGUUGUGCAAAACGAUGAAUCAAAUCCCGAUCAGAGUCGACUCACGAGUGAUGUGCACUGUAUUGGUGAUAUAUGGUCGGUCAAACAAUCAGCCAUCAGAAACCGUGGACUAGUGGACAUCAUGACGCCACAAUGGCUUCUGGAUUCCAUUGAAGCAGGACAUCUGUUGCGGAAAGAGACACGCUACAUGCACUUUUGCACAGAAGCGACGAGGAUAUCAGUCGAGCGAUCUACAGAUCAGUAUGGCGAUUCGUGGGACGAACACAUCGAUGUCAGUCGACUCCAAUUACUACUCAACCAAAUGGAGCAAGACAAGGCUUUGUUUUCACAUAUGCCUACCAGAGAAGAGCUCGUGUCUCUGCAACUAGAUCUUGAUCAACAAGCAGUCGACAGAGGAGACGAAUCAUGGUGGAUCUUUGCAGGCUGCACAGUACAUCUUGCAAAAGUUGCCGAAGAUGACACUGGACCUGACUACCGCUCGCUUUUGCAAGUGCAUGGUGCAAAGCUUGAGCUAGACGUCAAAAGCGAAGAAAUAACGCACUUCAUCGUGUCAGACUCGGACGAUGAACAGAGCCGACGAUUACGCUCAAUCAAUGCCCUCAGAUCAAAGAUUGGCCACAUCGUUCGGGCUGAUUGGGUGACGCAGUCCCUUGCGGAGCACACAUUACUGGCAGAGUCACGCUUCGCAGUUUAG